Terrapene triunguis (Three-toed box turtle) is the source of this 2281-nucleotide messenger RNA. RefSeq names its product family with sequence similarity 219 member A (gene FAM219A). The record is from RefSeq and is a predicted model, not a curated record. The transcript has 6 exons. NCBI's taxonomy places the organism in Eukaryota, Metazoa, Chordata, Testudines, Emydidae. Bases 58 to 615 code for a protein of 185 amino acids.
CGCCCGAGCCCGGCCCCGGAGCGACCCGCCCGGGCCGCCCCCGCCCUGCCCGGCACCAUGAUGGAGGAGAUAGACCGGUUCCAGGUGCCCACCGUGCGCGCCGAGAUGCAGCCGCUGGAUCCAACAGCUGCAUCUAUCUCAGACAGAGACUGCGAUACAAGGGAGGGAGAGACCGUAGCCAUGAACUAUAAACCAUCCCCACUUCAAGUGAAACUAGAGAAGCAGAGGGAGUUAGCUCGAAAGGGGUCCCUGAAGAACGGCAACAUGGGAAGCCCAGUUAAUCAACAGCCCAAGAAGAACAAUGUGAUGGCUCGAACAAGGCUGGUGGUUCCCAAUAAAGGCUAUUCAUCACUAGAUCAGAGCCCAGAUGAAAAGCCACUGGUAGCACUGGAUACAGACAGCGAUGAUGACUUUGACAUGUCCAGAUAUUCCUCUUCAGGAUAUUCUUCAGCUGAGCAGAUCAACCAAGACUUGAACAUCCAGCUGCUAAAGGAUGGCUAUCGGUUAGAUGAGAUCCCAGACGAUGAGGACCUCGACCUAAUCCCCCCUAAAUCAGUCAACCCCACCUGCAUGUGCUGCCAAGCCACCUCCUCCACCGCCUGCCACAUCCAGUAAUGAGGACGGCAGGCUGUGAUCAGUGCUUUCCACUAUAACUGUAAAACUUAACAGCCAUUGCUUCCUCCUAUGGUAGGACGUGCACCUCUUUGUGUUCAUGGAGCCAGGAGAAACCAAAACUCCAUUUUAUGAUUGGUUGAUGAGUUAUUUUAAGCUAUGGUUAACAGACAAAAGCUGCUCCAAGUGCCAGGCUGGAGUCUGAGCAAUUGGCUGGUCUGGAAAGCUAAUGCAAAUGGGUCCAGUGAUCCCUGGGUCUGGGCAGGCUCUGGGUAUGGUUUGUAAGGUGUAUGUACUGGAUUGAGAAGGAUCAGAUGUGGCUGCAGUUAAUCCUACCCGUCACAACUAAUCCAACUGCGAGUUCAACUGAGUCUAAGAUGUAAGGUCUUUCUAACCCGGGGAAAGGUCAUUUUUUAAUUCAUUCACUGAAACUGAUCAGUUUGUGCCAACCAAAAUUGUACCUGAAUAGGAACAGAGUGGAGUAUUCUAGACUAUGGCAGUGCUGCUGGCAAGGAUUAAUAUACCCUGGAAAUCAGUUACACACAAACCGAACAUGUAGGAGGAAUUUCAUUCUGGGUUCAUACCAAACUUUACUUGGACUGUCAUGUCACAGAUCUGAUGUAACUUACUGUCAUUUCCAUAUGAGAUUAGCAGCAAACAGAUAAAAUUCUGUCCACAAUCCAUCCAGGCCCCUCCUGCAAUCAAUUUAUUCCCAGGAGUAAACAUACCAUAUCCAUGAAUUCAGUCCAGACAUAUUUAUUGGGUUCUGCCUCCAAUGUUUAAGGGGAAUUUUUGGGGCCCAGCUGCUGGCAAAAAUCACAGUCCUUGUCCAUUUAAGUAAAAAAUAUGUAUAUACCUAGGAAGAAUCAUAAUGAUACAGUCUUAAGGUCAGAACCAAAAAAGCAAGUUGAAGAAAGCACAUGGUUUUUACAGUACACAGAGGUUCAUGUUAUCUUGACUUUGAGCCUCUUAGUGCCUAUUGAAGAGAUUUACCAACACUGUAUGUCUGUGCAUUUAGUGUUGCCAUAUGUUAGCAGGAUAGGCAGCUUUCAGCAACAAGAGGAUUGAGCAGGUUCCCAUCAUGAGACGCACGAGGGAAACUGCUGUCAUCCCACCUCUGCCAUGUUCAUGUUCAGGAAACAUGCCUCUAAGAUCAGCAGAUUUACUGCAUCGCCAAUUCAGGUUUGUUUUUAAUGCCAGUGAAUUUCCUGAAUUACGAACCAUAUUGGCCUCCUGAUAUUUCUUUUAAACUUUUGGUGCAAAAGGUGCCCAAGAGUCAGGUGAAUGUAGGGCCUGCGCUUAUUAUGCCAUCAGACUAAAUUCCUUGACAUGAAACAUGACUGCAUAUUCUUCUGCUUUGUCAGGAGGGACAAAAACUACCAACCUUGCUUUUAGUGCUUGCUUCAGGUAUUGGUAAUGAAAAAUAUUUGAGGAAAACGAAACCAUUUUUCCAGUUUAAACUUCUUCUGGGAAUUCCUUCAUAAUGCAACACAUAUGCUUAAAUUUCAUCUUUCUGGAGUAUAAAAUCCUUGUGUAAAAGUUAGAUGCCGUCAACUAAAUCUUUAAAAGGACACUGUCAGCUGCUGUUAAUAGCUUAAAUCAUUGUUGGCUUUUACUCUGUGUAUGGCAAGAUGUAGCAUACUCUAGUGGUCUGAGCACAGGAUUAGAG